This is a messenger RNA of Carcharodon carcharias (great white shark), 4075 nucleotides long. RefSeq names its product zinc finger protein 271-like. NCBI's taxonomy places the organism in Eukaryota, Metazoa, Chordata, Chondrichthyes, Lamniformes, Lamnidae. The record is from RefSeq and is a predicted model, not a curated record. The transcript is spliced from 4 exons. Gene Ontology annotation, molecular function: DNA-binding transcription factor activity; RNA polymerase II cis-regulatory region sequence-specific DNA binding. Gene Ontology annotation, biological process: regulation of transcription by RNA polymerase II. The coding region runs from base 417 to 3773 and encodes 1118 amino acids.
AGCUGCGGGAAGGCGGUCAUUUCGACCCUGCAACCGGAGACAAACAGUCGAUUCUAGGAAGAUAAUGGAGGCGGCCGAGUGGGUGGGGAGGCUUUAUGAACACCCAGAGGAGGCCCCAAAACACGAAUAAGAACCUAUCGGGCCCGCGUUGGCACCCAAAGGGCUGCGCCUACAAGUUGGAGGCCCUAGUUAAUUAGGGCGGUGGCUGCGGGGUCGCAACUCUCGCUGAGAGGUUCCGGGUAACGGCCGCGAUCUUUAUAGGGGGCGAUGCGCAGCAGGGCGCAUGCGCGGACAUCCUGGUCCAGGGUAUUUGAAGGGGAGGAUUUGCAGUCAGGAAACUCAAACCAAACAUCACAUCAGGAUACCUGACAGAGUCACCCAGUUUGUCGUAACCUGAAUAUCAUCAGGUUUUGAACAUGGAAGGACAAAGCACUGUUCACAGUGCGGAGAAACCGUACAUGUGUUCUCUGUGUGGACGAGGCUUCAGCCGAUCAUCUGGCCUGUCCAGACACAAGCGCAGUCACAAUGGGGAGAAAUCGUGGAAGUGUGGUGAUUGUGGGAAGGGAUUCUACUACCCAUCCGACCUGGAAAUUCAUCGACGCAGUCACACUGGGGAGAGGCCGUUCACCUGCUCCCAGUGUGGGAAGGGAUUCAGUCAGUUAUCCAACCAGUUGAAACACCAGAGGGGUCACACUGAUGAGAAACCUUUUCAAUGCCCAGACUGUGAGAAGUGCUAUAAAAGUUCCAGUGAACUCAUGUACCAUCAACGUGUGCACACUGAUGAGAGACCAUUCAGGUGCUCUCAGUGCGGGACUGGGUUCAAGCAUUCACCUGCCCUCACUAAACACCAGCGCACUCACACUGGGGAGAGACCGUUCAUCUGCUCUAAGUGUGGGAAGGGAUUCACUCAGUCAUCCAGCCUGCUGAGACACCAGCGAGUUCACAGUGAUGAAAGACCUUUUAAAUGCCCAGACUGCGGGAAAUGCUGUAAAAGUUCUGGGAACCUGAUGUCACAUCAACGUGUUCACACUGAUGAGAGACCGUUCAGGUGCUUUCACUGUGGGACUGGUUUCAAGCAUUCAUCUGACCUCACUAAACACCAGCGCACUCACAGUGGGGAGAGACCAACUCUGAGUGUGGAAAGAGAUUCACUCAGUCAUCCUGAACAUGAUCGAAUCUUGAACAUGGAAGGAAAAAGUACCGUUCACAGUGGGGAGAAGCCAUACACGUGUUCUGCGUGUGGACAAGGCUUCAGCCGAUCAUCUGACCUGUCAAAACAUAAAUGCAGAGACAACCGGCAGAAACCAUGGAAAUGUGAGGACUGUGGUAAAGGAUUCAAUUAUCCAUCUGUGCUGGAAACACAUCGGCGCAGUCACACUGGGGAGAGACCGUUCACCUGCUCUCAAUGUGGGAAGGGAUUCAUUACCUCAUCUCACCUGCUGGCCCAUCAGCGAGUUCAUAAUGCGGAGAGGCCAUUCACCUGCUCCGAGUGUGGGAUGACAUUCAUUCAGUCAUCUGUCCUGCUGAGACAUCAGCAGGUUCACAGUGGGGAGAGACCUUUUAAAUGUCCAGACUGCGGGAAGUGCUAUAAAAGUUCCAGAGACCUGAUGUCUCAUCAGCGUGUUCACACGGGAGAGAGAACUUUUAAAUGCCCAGACUGUGGGAAGUGCUUUCAAAGUUCGGGGGAAAUGAUGUCCCAUCAACAUGUUCACAUAGACAAGAGACCUUUUAAAUGCCCAGACUGUGGGAAGUGUUUUCAAAGUUCAGGGGAAAUGAUGUCCCAUCAACAUGUUCACAUAGACAAGAGACCUUUUAAAUGCCCAGACUGUGGGAAGUGCUUUAAGAGUUCCCAGGAACUGAUGUCCCAUGAACGUGUUCACACUGAUGAAAGACCGUUCAGGUGCUCUCACUGUGGGACUGGUUUCAGGCGAUCUUCUAACCUCGUUGAACACCAGCGAGUUCACACUGGAGAGAGGCCAUUCACCUGUUCCAAGUGUGGGAAGGGAUUCACUCAGUCAUCCAGCCUACUGAGACACCAGCGAAUUCACACCAGAGAGAGGCCAUUCACCUGCUCCAAGUGUGGGAAGAGAUUCACUCACUCAACCACCCUGCUGACACAUCAGCGAGUUCACACUGGGGAGAGACCAUUCACCUGCUCUGAGUGUGGGAAGGGAUUCACUCAGUCAUCUACCCUGCUGACACAUCAGCGAAUUCACACUGAGGAGAGACCAUUCACCUGCUCUGAGUGUGGGAAGGGAUUCACUCGGUUAUCCCAUCUGUCACAUCAGGAUCUGACAGAGUCAUCUAAUUUAUCACAAUCUGAAUAUGAUGGGAUUUUGAAUAUGGAAGGAAAAAGCACCGUUCACAGUGGGAAGAGACCGUACACGUGUUCUGUGUGUGGACGAGGCUUCAGCCAAUCAUCUGGCCUGUCAAAACAUAAAUGCAGUCACACUGAAGAGAAACCAUGGAAAUGUGGGGAUUGUGGGAAGGGAUUCAAUUACCCAUUUCAACUCGAAACUCAUCGACGCACUCACAGUGGAGAGAGGCCGUUCACCUGCUCCAUGUGUGGCAAGGGAUUCAUUACUUCAUCUAACCUGAUGACACACAAGCGAGUUCACACUGAUGAGACACCUUUUAAAUGCCCAGAAUGUGGGAAGUGCUAUAAACGUUCUGGGGACCUGAUGCGCCAUCAACGUGUUCACACUGACGAAAGACCAUUCAAAUGUCCAGACUGCUGGAAGUGCUAUAAAAGUUCCUGGGAACUGAUGUCCCAUCAACGUGUUCACACUGACGAGAGACCCUUUAAAUGUCCAGACUGCAGGAAAUGCUAUAAAAGUUCUGGGGAACUGAUCUCCCAUCAACGUGUUCACACUGAUGAGAGACCGUUCAGAUGCUUGAACUGUGGGACUGGGUUCAAGCAUUCAUCUACCCUCACUAAACACCAGCGCACUCACACUGGGGAGAGGCCAUUCACCUGCUCCGAGUGUGGUAAGGGAUUCACUGAUUCAUCCAACCUGUUGAUACACCAACGAGUUCACACUGGGGAGAGGCCAUUCAGCUGCUCCCAGUGUGGGAAAGGAUUCACUGAUUCAUCCACCCUGCUGAGACACCAGCGAGUUCAUGCUAACGAGAGAGCUUUUAAAUGCCCAGAGUGCGAGAAGUGUUUUAAGAGUUCCAAGGAACUGCUGUGCCAUCAUCGUGUUCACACUGAUGAGAGACCGUUCAGGUGCUCUCACUGUGGGACUGGGUUCCGGCGAUCAUCACAGCUCACUGUACAUGAGCGCAGUCACACUGGGGAGAGGCCAUUCACCUGCUCCGAGUGUGGGAAGGGAUUCACUCACUCAACCCACCUGCUGACACACCAGCGAAUUCACACUGGGGAGAGGCCGUUCACCUGCUCCGAGUGUGGGAAGGGAUUCACUCUGUCAUCCCAUCUGCUGACACAUCAGCGGGUUCACACUGGGGAGAGACCUUUUAAAUGCCCAGACUGUGGGAAGUGCUUUAAGAGUUCCAAGGAACUGCUGUGCCAUCAACGUGUUCACACUGACGAGAGACCGUUCAGAUGUUCUCGCUGUGGGACUGGGUUCAGGCAAUCAUCUCAACUCACUGCACACCAGCGAGUUCACACUGGGGAGAGGCCAUUCACCUGCUCCACAUGUGGGAAGGGAUUCACUCAGUCUUCCAGCCUGAAGACACACCAAAGAGUUCACACUGCGAGAGACCUUUUAAAUCCCCAGAGUGCGGGAAGUUCUAUAAAAGUUCUGGCAAACUGAUGUCCCAUCAACGUGUUCACACUGAUGAGAGACCGUUCAGGUGCUCUCACUGUGGGAUUGGGUUCAGGAAAUCAUCUCAACUCACUGGACGCCAGCGCAUUCACAUCGGGGAGAGGCUGUUCACCUCUUCUGAGUGUGGGAAGGGAUUCACUCAUUCUUCCCACCUGCUGACACACCAGCGAGUUCACAAGUAACUAUUUCACAAGUGAUUGGAUUUUGCUGUUAAUCAAAUCCAUGUUAUUUUUUGCUGAUAUUAAUAAACUCCAGCCCAGUUAUAGGGGCAAAUAUUCUAGAAUAAAGUG